Messenger RNA from Arachis duranensis, 3298 nucleotides. RefSeq lists its product as uncharacterized. Gene Ontology annotation, cellular component: mitochondrion; oxoglutarate dehydrogenase complex. Gene Ontology annotation, biological process: tricarboxylic acid cycle. The record is from RefSeq and is a predicted model, not a curated record. Gene Ontology annotation, molecular function: thiamine pyrophosphate binding; oxoglutarate dehydrogenase (succinyl-transferring) activity. Lineage: Eukaryota; Viridiplantae; Streptophyta; Magnoliopsida; Fabales; Fabaceae. The coding region runs from base 189 to 3251 and encodes 1020 amino acids. The transcript is spliced from 9 exons.
AAGAGCAUGCAAGUUCUGUCUAUCAUUGUCUAGAAUAAACUCAAAAAAGUUACAACUCUUUUUUGUCACAAAUUCUACUUCUUUUAUACAUUUGCACUUGAACUAAGGGCAGUAAUACUUACAAGUUGCAAAGUAUUUGGUGAACAUAGGUUCCUUGUGAAGUGAAUUUGUAGUGAAAACUCAAAACUAUGGCAUGGUUUAGAGUUGCUACUGCUAUAACUAAAAGGAAACUUCUUCAAAGAAGUGCAUGGAAUUUUGCACCAAGAAUUCAAGUACUUUCUUCACAACAGAAAACCUUUCAUGCCACAAAUUUCACACCAAAAUCACAAGCUGUUGCUCCUAAUAAGCCAAGCCCUGUGCCUCUUUCAAGGCUCACAGAUAGCUUCUUGUAUGGAAGCAGCAGCACAUACUUGGAGGAGCUUCAAAAGGCAUGGGAAGCCGAUCCGAGCAGUGUCGACGAGUCGUGGGACAUCUUCUUUAGAAACUACAUAGGCCAUGACACCUCAAGAAUCUCUCAGGUUUCAACCAAACAGAUUCAAGAGAGCAUGAGUUUGAUGUUGUUGGUAAGAGCUUAUCAAAUGUAUGGUCACAUGAUAGCAAAAUUAGACCCUUUAGAAUUGGGACAAAGACAGAUUCCUCAAGAACUUGAUCCUGCAAACUAUGGCUUCACUGAAUCUGAUCUUGACAGAGAAUUCUUCUUAGGGGCAUGGAAGAUUUCAGGGAUCUUAUCCGAGAAUCAACCGGUUCGGACCCUUAGGUCCAUCCUAACAAGGCUUGAAAAGGCCUAUUGUGGCACCAUUGGGUAUGAAUACAUGCACAUUGCAGACACUGAGAAAUGCAAUUGGCUAAGAGACAGAAUUGAAAGUGAAGAAACUGCGAAAUUCGACAGAGAACAUUGCUUGGUGAUCCUAGAAAGGCUUGCUUGGAGUUUGAAGUAUGAGAUGUUCCUUGGCACCAAGUGGAGUUCAGCUAAGAGAUUCGGCCUAGAAGGCGCCGAAACACUGAUUCCAGGCUUGCAGGAAGUGAUAGACAGAGCUGCAGAUUUCGGAGCUGAAAAUGUAGUUUUAGGCACAACACAUAGAGGCAGAGUUAAUGCUUUAGGCACAGUGGUUAAGAUGCCGUUGCGCAGAAUCUUCUGCGAAUUCAACGGCACCUUAAACUCGCCGGACGAAAGAGGAUACACUGGAACUGGUGAUGUUAAGCACCAUUUAGGUGCCUCUUAUGAUCAUAAAACUCGAAAUUCGAAGAAUGUGCAUAUUUCAUUAGUACCAAAUCCUAGUCACUUAGAAGCAGUGGAUCCUGUGGUAGAAGGAAAAACUAGAGCUAAACAAUAUUUUUCAAAUGAUUCUGAAAGAAUCAAGAACAUUAGUAUUUUGAUUCAUGGAGAUGGUAGUUUACCAGGACAAGGUGUAGCAUAUGAAAGUUUGCAUCUAAGUGCUCUUCCAAAUUAUUCUACUGGUGGAACUGUUCAUCUAGUCCUCAACAAUCAAGUUGCUUUUACAACUGAUCCAGAUUCUGGAAGAUCUUCUCAGUAUUGUACUGAUAUUGCAAAAGCCUUCGAUUCGCCGGUUUUCCAUGUAAAUGGGGAUGACAUGGAAGCUGUCGCGCGCGCCUGCCAGCUGGCAGCCGAGUGGCGACAGACUUUCCAUUCAGAUGCUAUGGUUGAUGUGGUUUGUUAUCGCAGAUUCGGCCACAAUGAAGUUGAUGAGCCAUUUCUUACACAACCUAUGAUGUAUAAGGUUAUUAAGAACCAUCCUACAGCUCUAGAUUUCUAUGAAAAGAAACUUGUAGAAUCAGGAGUAGUGACACAAGAAGAGGUUGAUGGAAUACACAACAAGAUUAAUAAAAUCCUCAAUGAUGAGUUCUUGGCCAGCAAAGAUCAUGUUCCGGAUCGAAAGGAUUGGCUUUCUGCAAAUUGGACCGGAUUCAAGUCACCUGAUCAACUUUCACCAAUUAGAAACACAGGGGUGAAGAUAGGGACAUUGAAGAAAAUUGGCAAGUCAAUUACAACUCUACCAGAUAAUAUUACACCUCAUAGAGCAGUGAAAAAGUUCUAUGAACAAAGGGUUCAGAUGCUAGAGAGUGGAGAAGGCAUAGAUUGGGGUUUUGCAGAAGCACUUGCUUUUGCUACUUUAAUAGCAGAAGGUAACCAUGUUAGGCUGAGUGGUCAAGAUGUUGAAAGAGGUACAUUCAGUCAUCGCCACGCAGUAAUUCAUGAUCAACAAACUGGUGUGAAGUAUUGUCCUCUUGAUCAUGUUAAUCCAAACCAAAGAAAAGAAAUGUUCACAGUAUGCAAUAGCACUCUUUCAGAGUUUGGUGUAAUGGGAUUUGAAUUUGGUUACUCACUGGAAAAUCCACAUUCCUUGGUGAUGUGGGAAGCUCAGUUUGGUGAUUUUGCCAAUGGAGGUCAAGUGAUCAUAGACAAUUUCCUGAGCUCCUGCGAGGCGAAGUGGCUUCGCCAAAACGGCCUUGUUCUGUUGCUUCCUCAUGGUUAUGAUGGCCAAGGACCUGAACACUCAAGUGCAAGAUUGGAACGUUUUCUUCAGAUGAGUAAUGAAAAUCCUUUUGUUAUACCUGAGAUGGAUCCAAAGGUUACCAAGCAAAUCCAGGAAUGUAAUUGGCAAGUUGUUAAUAUCACAACUCCUGCUAAUUACUUCCAUGUUUUGCGCCGCCAGAUACAUAGGGAAUUCAGAAAGCCUCUAAUUGUGAUGUCCCCUAAGAACCUUUUACGUCACAAGGAAUGCAAAUCAAAGAUAUCUGAAUUUGGAGAUGUUGAAGGAAAUGAUGAACAUCAAGAGAGUACCAAAUUUAUGCGCCUUAUAAAGGACAAGAACAACCAUUCUCAAUUGGAAGAGGGUGUUAGAAGAGUUAUUCUCUGCUCUGGAAAGGUAUAUUAUGAUCUUGAUGAAGAACAUGGAAAGAUCAAUGCAAAAGAUAUUGCAAUUUGUAGGGUUGAACAACUUUGUCCCUUUCCAUAUGAUCUCAUUCAACAAGAGUUGAAAAGAUAUCCAAAUGCAGAGGUAGUUUGGUGCCAAGAAGAACCAAUGAACAUGGGAGCAUAUUAUUACAUGUUACCACGUCUUUGGACAAGCAUGAAAACAUUGGGAAGAGGAUCCAUGGAAGACAUCAAAUAUGUUGGUCGUAACCCAUCUGCAGCCACAGCAACAGGGUUCUAUAAGAUUCAUCAGAAGGAGCAGAGUGAGCUUGUUCACAAAGCCAUGCAAAACCAACCAAUUCACUAUCCAUUCUAAAUAUGCAUUUUUCCUUUUAUUAUUAUUAUUAUUAUUGUUAGUAUUUG